UGCUGGAUGGAGCCACACGGGAGUCAUGUGAGGAGACAUGACAAAAACAGCCUUCCUUAAAUUAUGUGUGGCAAUUGUGAUCACAUUCAUUUUAACCUUGCCGGAACAUUUCAAGACCCCAAAAGGAAGAAUUUUGGAGCUAACCUGUCUGAAACUUUGUUUAAAACCCAAUUUGACCCAUUCACUCUCCUCCUUCAAUUUGCCUUUCAUGACUUUUUUGAAACCAGUUAAAGAAGCUCAGAUUAUUCUGGAAGUCUUUCUAAACCACUCCGAUUUUGAAAACGUCACGAGGACUUGCCAAGACAUCACAAGCAAAUUCCAAAUGUGCUCUUUGUGUUUGGUUUGUGAACCUAAAGGAAACGUGAGCUCUAUUUCUCAGGAAGAAACAUCAACAGUUCUUACCAUGACAGGAUCAGUGGAAAUGAAAGAUGCUGAUUUUCACUCCCCUUGUCAACAUUUUAAUUUUACUGCGGCUCCCACAGUUGAAUACUGGGAGGAAAAGAACACUACCUGUAAUCUGAAAAUGCGCACUAGAAGGUCAACAGCCGCCAAGCAAGACCCAGCCGAGCAGAAGCCUGUAAAUCACACUUGCAGAAUCACGGAAUCUCUGAAUAAUUGCACACACCUUUCCUUGUACCUAGAAAUGGACACAAAUUAUACCAUUUGCUCCAUGAAGAUUAUUUGGUAUGCUUUAGUCCUGCUAGUUUUUGUGGCUUUGAUCAUCCUCCUUACACACAAAAUACGGGAAGGCCACCGAGUACAGAAGUGGCAGAGUCAUAAAUACAAGCCUGCAUCUGUUCUCUUAAGGGAAAGAGAUUCCGAGAAACUGAGAGUACUGAAUGUACGGGUUAUUUCAGAGACCAUGCAAGGCCAUUGCUCGGUUCAGGUCAAGGAAAUACUUCCCUCAAUACCAGAGCUGGAAGUUGCUACCACAGCACAUCUGGAAGACCUUAAUUGUACGUGAAUCCUCUCAGAUGUUCUGGACUAAACCCUGGUGGAGAAGAGUCUUAGUUUUCCUUUGGGCUAAGCACACAGGUAAAUGUUCCAGUCCAGCCGAGGAGGCGCAAGGCAGGCAGCAGGAACGCCGGUUGGUGAAUGACAGCAAGUGCAGAGAGUUUAUUUGCCCCAGGAGAUUGAGGGAAGGAGAAUUUUUUUUUUCAAGAAGCUGCUGUGAGUCAUGGAAAACAAGCUGAUGAAACACAGGGAAACAGCAAGGGACGCAUCCUCUGGUCUUGACCCAUCACUGAACAGCUUAGAAAAGACCCCUGGUUUUCAACCAACCACAGAGUCAAGCGUGGAAACCUGUUGCCUCACUGGAUCACGUGAUGACUUAUUUUUCCUAUACAGAUGGAUUGUUUCUAUUUUCAUAAAUUAUGGAUGAAGGUCUGUGUUAUCUGUUGAUUUUUUGUUUGCUUGUGUAAAUCUCUCCUUCUCUGAGUGCCAAGAUGUUUUUUUAAAAAAAUCAAACAUGCUGAAAUAAAAAUAAUUAAAAUAUUUAAGUCUAAUAGCAAAAGACUUCUUCAAAGUCAACUGGUUUUUGUAUUUGUUAUCACCAUCAUUGAUGCCAAAAGUAAAUAUGGCUAUUAAUUACAAGCACAUCUGGAUAACAGGAUAGAUAUUAAUGUGAAAAAAUGUGAAAAUACCUUCCCAGAGUUAAGGUGGAACUAACAUUGUUACCAAGUAGAUCUCGAGAGUUUACCUGUAGGAUGAGGCUUUGUCAAAGGGCAAAGUUCAAAACAUGCUCCCUCAAAAUAUAACCCAUUUGAAAAAAUCUUUAACAUUUUUGUUUAUUUACUUGAGAGAAAAAGAGGUAUCUUUCAUCUAAUGGUACAUUUCCCUAAUGU
This is a messenger RNA of Ochotona curzoniae (black-lipped pika), 1844 nucleotides long. It is a transcript of the gene TMEM156, whose product is annotated as transmembrane protein 156. The coding region runs from base 38 to 964 and encodes 308 amino acids. The record is from RefSeq and is a predicted model, not a curated record. NCBI's taxonomy places the organism in Eukaryota, Metazoa, Chordata, Mammalia, Lagomorpha, Ochotonidae. The transcript has 7 exons.